AUGACAACCCAAGAAGUAAAAGCAUGGACGUACACAGCGGGUUUCGCUUCGCUAAAGCAGAGCACCAUCAAUCCAGCGACAGCUUCAUCCUUCCGGGACACGGUUGACGGGACUCUUCAUAUACUAUUGCAGAUCCAGGCGUGCGCCCUCAACCCAGUCGAUGUUCAGAUCGCCAAUCUACCCAACUUGCCGUGGAAGCCCAAGCAAGAGAAGGGAAUUGUCUGUGACUUCAGCGGUAGAGUGCUUGCUGGGGAGAGCGCGGGCUUCAAGGCUGGAGAUGAGAUAUUCGGCUUGACAUUAAACCCUGUAGUGCCCAAUGGAGGCGCGUUGGGCGAGGUCGCGGACUUUGGUAUGGACAAGUGUGUUGCCGUCAAGAAGCCGAGAGAAUGGAGCCACGAGAAGGCAAGCGCGAUUAGCCUUGUGUGGUUGACGAGUAAAGCUUGUAUCGAGUCAGUCGAGCAGUAUGUCGAAAGCAGCCGGAACAAGCGAGUGGCCAUACUGGGUGGCAGCAGCGCUACGGGCAUCUACAACAUCAUCUUGGCCAAGCGGAAGGGUUGGACUGUUGCUUCGACGUCCUCUGGUCGGAAUAAGGAUUUCGUAAUCAACGACCUGAAAGCCGACAAACACAUCGAUUAUACCUCCGAAGACGUGCGUGGAGCUUUGCUGGAGUUCGCUCCGGAUGCUGUGAUCGACUGUGUCGGUGGCACCGAAGCGGUUGGUCUACCUAGUAGUAAACGCUUCACCACCAUUGUCGGCGAUAAGACUGGACGAUCUUCGAUGGGAGGCCCCUUCACUUACUUCGACAUUUUUGCGCCUCAACGAGCAGCAGCACAAUGGCUGCGAUGGGGCAAAGGAGCUCUCGGACUGGGAGAGAGCUAUGAUGUUAUAAUCUUGGGGAUGAAGGCGGAAUGGCUGGAGGAAGCAAAGACGACGCUGACUGAGGAUGACAUCUAUAUCGACAGCGUGUUUGAUUUCGACAAGGCUAAUGAGGCAUUCGAGCGACUGAACACUGGUAGGGCUAGAGGAAAGGUCGUGGUUAGAGUUGCGAAGUAG
Molecule: messenger RNA, 1053 nt
Organism: Saxophila tyrrhenica
Lineage: Eukaryota; Fungi; Ascomycota; Dothideomycetes; Mycosphaerellales; Extremaceae
Exons: 1
Coding region: 1-1053 (350 amino acids)
Cellular component (GO): mitochondrion
Molecular function (GO): oxidoreductase activity
Source: RefSeq, a predicted model, not a curated record